GCGGGGUUGGAACUAGGUGAUCUGGAAGGCACCUGCUGCUGCAAACUAUUCUAUGAUUUUAAACUCAACCUCUACAAUGCACAUGUGGAGCAUAUAUAAGCUGGCAAGCUGGCAGGUGCAGCCAGGCAAACUUUCAGGGAACCAAGCAAACAUGAGUUAGUGUUUUUCACAGUAGGUUUCUGACGCUGGUGUCUGCUUCAGUGCAGAUGAGCCAGCCAUUUAACACAUAAUACACACAAGCAUUUAUUUCAAAUCAAACUCACUUGCAAGGAAAGAAAAAUAAAAUUAAAAAAUAAAAAAAGGAAAAAAAAGUGGCAGAAAUUCUCCCGCGGCCGAGCAUUCACGCACCGCCGCGGCACCACUACCGGGCCCCCUGGACCGGCGCUUCCCGGGCCCCGCCGCAGCGCCUGCGCGGCCGCUCGCCCGCUCUCGCCGUUCCCCGAAGCUUCGUGAAGAUUCCGGAAGGCUCCGGCCGGCUCUUUCCGCCGGGGGAACUGCCCCGCCCCCGGUGCUGCUGCCCGGCUUCCUCCCUUCCCUCCCUCUUCCUUCCGCCGUGCUCCGCCGGGCUCCCGGGCGGCUGGGCAGGAGGUGCUGCGGCCAUGUCGCUGCUGUGCUACAACCGGGGCUGCGGGCAGCGCUUCGACCCCGAGACCAACACGGAGGAUUCCUGCACAUACCAUCCAGGUGUGCCCGUUUUUCAUGAUGCUCUCAAAGGUUGGUCGUGUUGUAAGAGGAGAACAACAGACUUUUCUGACUUCUUAAGCAUUGCGGGCUGUACCAAAGGUCUCCAUAACAGUGAGAAGCCUCCUGAGCCUGUUAAACCAGAAGUCAAAACUACCUCUGAACGAAAGGAGCUAGCUGAACUGAAACCCAAAUUUCAAGAGCACAUAAUUCAGGCACCAAAACCAUUGGAAACAAUUAAGAGGCCAAGCCCAGAUGAGCCAAUGACAAAUUUGCAGCUGAAAGUGUCAGCUUCCCUGAAACAAGCUCUCGAUAAACUGAAACUGUCAUCAGAAAAUGAAGGGAGAAAAGAGGACGAUAGUGAUGAAAUCAAGAUUGGGACGGCAUGUAAAAAUGCAGGCUGUUCAAAGACAUACGAAGGACCACACAGCACAGAAGAAGUAUGUAUAUACCAUUCUGGUGUACCUAUAUUCCAUGAAGGGAUGAAGUAUUGGAGCUGUUGUAAAAGAAAAACUUCUGACUUCAAUACGUUUUUGGCUCAAGAAGGUUGCACAAGAGGAACACACGUAUGGACUAAAAAGGAUGCAAGUACAAAAGUAGUUCCAUGCAGACAUGAUUGGCACCAGACUGGAGGAGAAGUGACUAUUUCUGUAUAUGCUAAAAACUCUGUCCCUGAUCUGAGCUACGUAGAAGCUAACAGCACAAUGGUAAAUAUCCAUAUUGUAUUUGAAGGAGAAAAAGAGUUUCAUCGCAGUGUAAAGUUAUGGGGAGUGAUCGAUGUGAAGAGGAGUUACGUGAACAUGACCGCUACAAAGAUUGAGCUCACUAUGAGAAAAGCAGAGCCCCUGCUGUGGGCAAGUCUGGAGUUACCAGUAUCCAGCACACAACCAAAACAGGAGAGUUCGGAUCAAUAACGAUUCCAAGAGACAAGUUAUUUCCCAUGAUAAAGUGGUGACUUGCUACUGUAAUCAAAUAUUUAACUUUUAUAUAGAUUCCUUUUUUUUUAAUGCUAGAUCAUCUGUUCCCUUCUAGAAAGAAAUUUGACGCACAGUAAAUGGGGGUGUAAACUUGAAAGGGUAGCGGUUAUUUCUGCUCUUGUUCCCAUGGGUAUGUUUAUGUGAGAUGCAAUGUCUCCAUGGGAAUUUAGAGUAAAACAGCUAUUGCCCUUUGCUUGCAGCCUUCCCUACCAUGCACUGACUAUCCCAGUAGAUGUGCUUUCUGUUCACAGUGGGUUUCUUUGUUUUUCAGCUGUUCUGUUUAGACUGGAUGCAUUCAGUAGCCCGUGUUAAAUUCAACACUGUUAUGAAGCAUACAGUAUGCAGAUACAAAAAUCUGAGUUUGAACUGAUCAGCAUGUUAUUCCACAUCUAGAGUAAAAGGUUACAUAAACAGAAAUACAAAGUUGUACGUUUGUAGACUUCCGUGUUCUGAAACGAAGGUUUUUUUCAAUACCUGUUGGCUAUGGAGGGAUUAAAUAAUUGCUGUUAUUCCAAGGAUUUCAGUACUUGGCGACUCCUGCUGUCUUUCGUGUAUCAAAGCAGAUCAGGUUAAAGUUAAAAAAAAGGUGGCAAGAAGGGAUUUUUUUUUACUGCUUUACAUUUGCUAUUUGAAUAAUUAAAUAUAAAAGCAAAUGGACAGAGAAAUAGCUGUAUAACUUAGCAUUUCAGCCGUGAAGAGUAUGCAAACAGCCAAGUUUCAUAAAAUUACCAAAGCGCUGUACGUAUUUGACAGCCUUUAGAAUGUAUAGUCUGUCCUAUUCUACAACAGUGAAAAUCUCAAGACUCUUCUCAUAGGUGGAUAUGUGUAGUAGGAGAAGCCAGGACACACUGUAGGUGUCUUGAUAAAACAGUUGCCACAUAAAUGUGUGUAUCUCUUGACUCUGAGGAUGGUCAUCUAAGAACUGCAGUUACAUACAGGACAAAUUUUAAGAAAAACAACUGCUUUAAAAUGUCUGUCUUAAAUUUUAAUUAUAUCAAAAUACUUUAAAAGAAUACUGUAUCUUUUAAGUAAACCCUAAUUAGAAACCAAGACUGUAGUUUUGUUUUCAGUUCAUCAGUAAAGGUAUGUGGCUGAAAACAGGGUAGCUGUAAAAAUGAGAUUUUUUUUUUUUUAUCCAAGCAGCAACACACACAGUAAUGUUGCUUUCCAUUUCUGCUUGGAAUAAUUUCUUAGUUUUGGCUUGCAGCCGAAAUAAAGAUGUUUUCCUAUAAAAGUAAUAAAAAAUGCACACCAUUAUUUAUUGUGCCUAAUGCUAUCUAUGUAAACAAGAGGUCUUAUGGACUGUUAGAAUGUAUGGAUGCUCAUCUACCAGUCUUGGCAGACCUGGAAUAGUGUCAGGAGAAACACAGGGUGUAGUAAAGGCAAUCUGAAGUGAAAGACAGAUUUUUAAGAAUCUUGCUGUUUUCCAUUAAGUAUGAUUUGACUUGAGCUCAGACUUCUGUCUCUAACAAUACUUGAAGUCCUACUUCAUGCUUAAAGUAGUAGGAAAUACAUUACCAAAGAAACCAUCCCUGAACACCAAGAAAGUAACACUGGUGAUACAAAUAUAUAUAUACAUGUAUACAUAUAAAAAAUUGUUUUGGUGCUUCUCUGCCUUCAUUUCAAGAUCUUUUGUGCUCGAUUACUUAGUUUGAGCAUAGUUUUGUACUUCCUUGGGCCCUUCUAAAAAAUUUCAGCUGUAGGUUGUGCUGUAUAGAUUCUGUUAACUUCUAAUAAUGCCUUUUUUUUCUUUUUUCUUUUUUCUUUUUUCUUUUUUCUUUUUUUUUUGUAAUUUGAAAAUGUCAGGCACUGCAAAGUGAUAGGGUACAAGCUUAUAAAAUGUGUGCCUGCCAAGUGGUCCUGUGAAAAUUGGACAGAUGUUCCUGGAUGUGUUCUGAACCAACAAGUGGAGUACUUCUUAGUAUGACACUGAGAACAUCAGUGGAUGAAAAAUUCUAGAUAGCUGUAGCUACUAGCAUGCCGUCUGUGUUUGUGUGUGCAGAACUCCGAACUUGGACAGCAAAAUCAGCAGUGCUUAAAUGCCAGGAUAAAGUUCUUGUUUAACAAGCAAGUUCAAAUGUAUCUAUCCAUAUGGAUAUAUAAAUAUCCUAAAUAUGUUUAAAAAUGUGGAAAACAUAUUUUCACUUAAUUUGCAUCCUCAUGUGCAGUAGGUUUACAUAAUGUAAAAACCAUUUUAAAGAGCUACAUGGAAAAUGGAAUUCCUUGGCAAAACGGAAUUUGUGUUUUUUAAAUAAGUCAUAUUCUGCCUUAGUGCAUUACACCCUAAGUGGAGAGAAAUGUGGAUGAAUGGACCAUCUGCUGUAAAUGCUGCAGGCUUUGAGAUCCUGUAACUACUUGUUACACUCUUAAUUUCAAACUACGUUCUCCUGGUAGCUUAGUCACCUUGGCCAUAAGUGGGAGAAAGCUCCUGUAAAUACAGUCCCCAAUUUUGCUUUUGUUUUUUAUUCCUUCCUCCUGCUCUUCUCCUGUUGUUCAUACUUUUAGCACAUAACUAAAGAUACUUCAGGUGUUCUAUAAUGACUCCCCCCAUCAGUGGCAAUACAACCACUUUUAAAACUUACCUGUUUAAAAAAGCAAGCAAAGAAGAACCCAUAAAAACCCCACCAGCGUUGGUCAGGCAAGAAGGUAUAGAUUUUACAAUAACAGCAUAGUUUCUGUGGCCUGGGAUGAUUUUCAAAAUAGAUAAACCUUCAGAUGGCCUAGACUGCCAUAAACUGUCAGUUUAACUGCAGCAAUUCUUAGCAGUUUUUUAUAACCAUAUGUCUGCAUCUAUCCUGAAGCUGCAAGAGCUGUAUCCCUCACUGAAUUUGUGUGUUUUGAGCAGUUCCUCACAGGCUUCAACACAUCAAGGGUUGAUUGUGGUGUUUCAUGCAAUGACAUCAUGCAUAGUGGUAGCAGACACUUCGAUGGAAUGUUGGCUUGGCUGUAACUUUUAUUAGUAAGUGUGGAGAGAAGAUGAGGCCAACUGUAGUGUACUAAACUUGUGUACUAAUCAUGAUUGAUGUUUUCCCAAAAGCAAGAUUUGUCAAGUAAGCAAAGUGGUUUCUGAUCACAGGCUUUCACCUGUCUUGUAAUGUUACACUAAAUUGCCAACCAGUAUGAACAGGAAUACUUGGUGUUGAAUUUAGCCUUUUUUCAUGCUUUCAGAUGUUGUGCUGUAUUUAUCCAAUUGACUAAGUUGAUACAGUCUAACUCUAUUUUUAUAAAUAAGUGUUUAAGAGCUGAAGUGUGUUUCAGUAUGGGAUUAUGUGUUACACAUGUAGACAAGCAUGUUACAUGAGUCAGAACUGAUUGUCCAGGUGCAUAUAAAGCUUUACCUUCAGGAUCCCUUUAUAACAGGAAAAAUUGCAUGGGUAUACAAGUUUGUGACAAAUCUUAAUAUUUUCUCUCAAUAAGGCCAUUUUCCUAUCUAACAUAACAUAUUUUGUACUUAAUAUUACAUCCCAGGUAACAAGUGAUAGGAUGAGAGGAAAUGGCCUCAAGUUGUGCCAGGAGAGGUUUAGAUGGGAUGUUAUGAAAAAUGAUUUUCAUGGAAAGAGUUGUCAAGCGUUACAACAAGCUGCCCAGGGAGGCAAUGCGGUUACCAUACCUGGGGCUGUCCAAAACAUAUGGGUAUGGCAUUUAAGGACAUGGUUUAAUGGUUAAUGUGGUGGUGCUACUUUGGUGGUUGGUGAUCUUAGGGGUUUUUUUAAUCUUAACAAUUCUAUGAUCUUGUAUCUGUAAUAACAUUUCUCAGAGGAAUUGGAAGUUAAGUGGAAUGUUAAUACACUGCUGAGCACAGGGCUGAUUGUCUACUCUGACUCGUAGGUCAUGCAUGGCAUUGAUACAACUUGACAAAAAAAUCUUCCAUUGGAUGGUAUUCUGGAUUGUGUACAUUACCAAGUCACCAUUUCAGUAGUUUAGGAAUUAGUUUUACUAGGAAUUUUGCCUUGGAAAAAAAAUAUACCUGUUCUACAUAAUGAUGCAUUUUUGGCUUGCAUUCUUUAAACAUGGCACGAGUACUGAUUAAAUAAAUACUGUACCUGUUAAUGAUUGGUCUUUCCCAAUUUGCUGCUAAUUUUUUUUUACUUCUGUGCAGGAAGGAAAUAAUUUUUAAAGUAAUGAGUUAUGUGUCUGGAACACUGUUUUAGGGUAGUGAUAAUUUUCUCAUGAUAAGAGUCUUGAAUUGCAGUUGAAGAGGAGAUGACUUUUUGCAUGGCUGUUUGAUUCUGCGCAUUCAUAAAACUUCAAUGCAGAAAUUAAUCUCAUGUCUUCAUGCUCUAGUUUUUUCUAAAUGUAUUCAAUAAAAUUCUUAUUACAUGCUGGUUGCA
Prinia subflava (tawny-flanked prinia) is the source of this 5989-nucleotide messenger RNA. It is a transcript of the gene CHORDC1, whose product is annotated as cysteine and histidine rich domain containing 1. Lineage: Eukaryota; Metazoa; Chordata; Aves; Passeriformes; Cisticolidae. The record is from RefSeq and is a predicted model, not a curated record. The transcript is spliced from 11 exons. Bases 600 to 1595 code for a protein of 331 amino acids.